AUGAGUGCCCGGCAGCUGGUCCUGAGGCAGAGAGCGGAGCUGCUGCGUGCCCUGUGCUGUGGUGGCUCUUCUGAGGGUCUCGAGAGUGUAUUGGACCUACUCCUGUCCUGGGGCAUGCUGUUCUGGGAGGACUACCAGAAUGUACGGGUACCAGGCCGUGCUCUGUGUGCCAACACAAGGGUGCUACUAGAUCUGGUGUACACCAAGGGAGAUGAGACAUGUCGACUGCUCCUGGCUGCUUUCAAACAGGUCCUCCCUGAGGCCCAAAGAGCUGGCCUCUCUUUUGGAAACUGUCGUACUGCCGAUCUAGAAGAUACUAGAGAAGAUACAAAAGAACUACAUGGUACAACUAUCCAGACCCUUCUCCAGAGGCUGCACCUCCUUUGGGCCAGGGGGGUAGCUCUACAUGAUUUUUUUCUACUCUUUCCCUUCAGCUGUCGCAGGCUGAGCUCGGAGCAGAGGGAGCUGUCUCUCAGAGAGCUGCUGUUCCUGCACUGCUGCUGGCCGGACGGGGACCAGGACCGAAUCUUCCAGUUCAUCCUGGACCAUCCGCACCUCAUCCUCUUCACCUUCGAUGGCCUGGACGAGCUCAUGCAGAGCUUCUCGGACUCAGAGCAGAGGCACUGCUGCCCCACCCAGUGUGCCCCCGUCCCCACCCUGCUCUUCAACUUGCUGCAGGGAUCCCUCAUGAAGGGGGUGACUAAGGUGGUGACCAGCCGGCCGGAGGCAGUGGGUCCCACCCUGAAGCGGUACCUUCGCAAGGAAGUCCUCUUGAAAGGCUUCUCGCCCGGCGGGAUCGACUGCUUCGUGACGAAGCAUCAUCGCAACCCGACAGUGGCCACCAGGGUCCUGGAGUUUCUACGAAGCAGCACAGCUCUACUGGGCCUGUGUCACAUCCCGGUUUUCUGCUGGAUUGUGUCCAAGUGUUAUAAGGAGCUGCUGGGCUGUGGAGAGGGAGAGGGCAGUCCCCAGACCAUCACAGAUGUUUACCUCAUGAUCCUGCAGCACUUCCAACACCGGGCCUCUCAGAGGAAUCCCCUGGGGAUAGGAUGGGUGCAGGAGCACCAGGAUACUGCCCUGCAUCUGGGGCAGCUAGCCAUGGAGGGCCUGGGGGCCUCUUGUUACGUCUUCACAGGCACAGAGCUACAGAAGUGUGGGGUGACCGAGGAAGAUAUCUGCAUGGGGUUCCUCAUCCAUAGUAAAGACCUCUCCUCCUCCACUAACUGCAAACACCACGAGUUCCUGCACAUUACCAUGCAGUGCUUCUUUGCUGCUCUCUACAUUGUCCUGAACAAUAACUUGGACCGCUCCACCAUCCCUAAGCUCUUUCAGCCCCAGGACAGGCAGCAACAGCCUGGCUUUCACAGGGCGUGUCUGGGGCACUGCUUGACCCAAAAAGAAGGGGCCUUGAAGGAGGCCAAUACGGCAGGUGAGACACCAAACCUCCAGAUAACAGCUACUUUUGUGCCUGGGCUCUUGUCUCAGCGCCACCGUAGCCUGCUGCUCCUCUCCUGCCCUAGGCCCACUCUAGAUAGGAAGUCCAAGCAGGUGGUACUGUCCAAAGGCAUGCAAAGGCACUUUAAAUCCAUCCCUCGGCCCGUGGAGGGGGAGAAGAAGAGCAUGCACGCCAUGCCGGGCUUCGUGUGGCUCAUCAAGUGCAUCCAUGAGAUGCAGGACGCCAGAGACACUAUGGCUAAGCUAGAGGUGGAACACCUGAAGCUGACCUAUUGUAACAUAGGCCCUGUGGAGUGUACUGCACUGGCCUACUUGCUCCAGCACCUUAGGAACCCUGUGCGGCUUCAGCUAGACUACAACUACGUAGGAGACGUUGGGGUGGAGCAGCUGCUGCCUUGCCUGCAUGUCUGCCACUCUGUAUACCUGAGACACAAUAACAUAUCAGAUGAGGGAAUCUGUAAAUUGAUUGAAAAAGGCAUCCAGUGUGAGUGCUUCAGAAGAUUGUGUGAGCUCUUCAACAACAAGCUAACUGAUGCCUGCACAGAGUGCUUCGCUCACCUCCUGAAGAUAAAGCAGAAUUUUCUCUCUCUAAAGCUGGGAAACAAUAACAUCACAGCAGCAGGGGCAGGGCAACUGGCGGAGGGACUGAGGUUCAAUCGGUCACUACAGUUCUUGGGGCUUUGGGGAAAUAAAAUAGGUGAUAAAGGUGCAGAGGCCAUUGCCAAUGCUCUAAAGGAUGGCCAAACCUUGGUGUGGCUCAGCCUGGUAGACAAUGGUGUUCGCAGUGCAGGAGCAUGUGCUCUUGCCCCACUCAUCAAGAACAGUACGCUUGAGGAGCUGUGGUUAACCAAAAACUGCAUCACAAGAACAGGUGUGGAGUGUCUAGUACUGGCUCUUGAAAGCAACACUAGUGUGAAGGCAGUGUGGUUGAGAGGUAAUGAGCUCAGCCCAGAAGAGGUGGAGGAGAUGACACAGCGGGAACCCAGGCUUACAUUCUGAUGAUGCCAAGUGCGGGUCAACUAUACUGGAGUAAUAUUGUUUACAGCCAUGUGUAUGUCUGUUUGUAAUUAAUGUAACUUCUUUAGUAGCAUUUCCCGUAAAAUGGUAGUUGU
Salmo salar (Atlantic salmon) is the source of this 2567-nucleotide messenger RNA. Lineage: Eukaryota; Metazoa; Chordata; Actinopteri; Salmoniformes; Salmonidae. The record is from RefSeq and is a predicted model, not a curated record.